ACACUUCCAUCUUCCAACACUUCACUGCCCGUAUAAAUCUCUCUCUCUCUCUCUCUCUCUCUCUCUCUCUCUCGCUCGCUCUCUCGGGGUAUAAGAAAGAUGUCAAAGGAAAGCUACGGGAUAUGCUGUUGUUUCCUGCGCAGCUACAAGUUUGGCGCGGCCAAGGCACCGCAAGAGAUCAAGGAGCUCUUCACCCUUUACUCCCACAACGGGAUCAUGAGCGUUGAUCAUUUAUACAGCUUCCUCAAGGAGGUUCAGGGACAAGGUGAAAUUACCUUCCAAGACGUCGAGACUAUUCUUGUUGAGGAAAUUCGCAAGCACCGUCACCUUCAUCCUCGUCAUCGCAAGAAUCUUAAUCUUGAAGCUUUCUUUAACUAUCUUUAUAGUGACGUCAACUCUCCUCUCGCUUCACCUUCAAAGGUACAUCAUGAUAUGGAAGCUCCAGUGUCACAUUAUUUCAUAUAUACUGGGCAUAAUUCAUAUCUAACAGGGAAUCAACUCAGUAGCAAUUGCAGUGAUGUCCCCAUUAUAGAUGCACUGCGGAGAGGUGUAAGGGUGAUUGAACUGGAUAUGUGGCCUAAUUCUACCAAAGACAACAUCGAUGUUCUUCACGGAGGGACGCUGACAAAGCCAGUGGAACUCCUGACAUGUUUAAAAGCUAUCAAAGAACAUGCUUUUGUGACAUCUGAGUAUCCUGUGAUACUAACUCUAGAAGACCAUCUUUCUCCUGAUCUUCAAGCUGUAGUUGCUAAGAUGGUCACAGAAAUAUUUGGAGAUUCACUUUUUACAUCCAAGUCAGAAAGCUUUACAGAAUUUCCAUCCCCAGAAUCAUUGAAGAAACAGAUUAUUAUAUCGACAAAACCACCAAAGGAGUAUCUCGUGAGUAAAAGUGAUGAAGUUGUACAAAAUGAUACUCAGACAGGCAGUAAUUCUUUAGAGGAUAAUGGCUGGGGAACAGAGGUCGAUAUUAAAGCUACAUUUGAAGAUUUAUAUAAGAGGUAUGCGCUAGAGGAUGCAGAAAGUCUUGAUGAGGAUGGUCUAGAAGAUGAGGAUGACAACUUAAAGCAAAAUGCUGAUCCUGAGUACAAAAAUUUGAUAGCAAUCCGUGCAAGAAAGCGUAAAGGAGGAGUCAAGGACUGGUUUCAUGACGAUCCUACUUCAGCAACACGGAUUAGUUUGAAGGAAACAAGCUUGGAAAAUGCUGUUAUAAGUCAUAGAUCAGAUGUGAUCCGGUUUACUAGAAGAAAUUUGCUCAGAAUAUUUCCUAAAGCAGCACGAGUUGAUUCCUCCAACUACAAUCCACUGAUCGGAUGGAUGCACGGAGCACAACUGGUAGCAUUCAAUAUGCAGAGCCAUGGCAGACCACUUUGGCUGAUGCAAGGGUUGUUUCGAGCCAAUGGUGGGUGCGGUUAUGUGAAAAAACCAGAUUUUUUGCUUCAGGAUAGCCAAGACAAUGAGGUUUUUGACCUUCAAAAAGAACUACCAGUAAAACAAACUCUAAAGAUUAAGAUUUUUAUGGGAGAAGGCUGGCAUUUAGAUUUCAAGCACACCCACUUUGACCAAUAUUCCCCACCAGAUUUCUAUGUGAAGGUGGGAAUUGCUGGAGUUCCUGCUGAUUCAAUGAUGACGAAAACAAAGAUAAUUGAAAACGACUGGAUACCGACAUGGAACGAAGAAUUUAAGUUUCCCUUAACAGUUCCAGAGUUGGCAUUACUUCGGAUCGAAGUACACGAGUAUGACAUGUCAGAAAAGGAUGAUUUUGGAGGUCAGACUUGCCUACCUAUUUCAGAAUUGAGAACAGGAAUUCGAGCUGUGCCACUUCAUGACCGGAAGGGAGACAAAUACAAUUCUGUGAAGCUACUAGCCCGUUUUGAAUUUUUUUGAUGAUUCUCAAUUAUUGUUGUUUGAUUGGUUUUGUUUAAUAAACUUUCGUAACAUUGUUGGAGAUUUUUUACAGAUCUAGCACCUUCUUCUGUUCUAUUUUUGUUCGAAUAUAGAAGUUUUACAAUGGAAUCCAUUGCAGUACA
This is a messenger RNA of Daucus carota subsp. sativus, 2027 nucleotides long. Its product is annotated as phosphoinositide phospholipase C 2. NCBI's taxonomy places the organism in Eukaryota, Viridiplantae, Streptophyta, Magnoliopsida, Apiales, Apiaceae. Gene Ontology annotation, molecular function: phosphatidylinositol-4,5-bisphosphate phospholipase C activity. The record is from RefSeq and is a predicted model, not a curated record. Gene Ontology annotation, biological process: lipid metabolic process; release of sequestered calcium ion into cytosol; phosphatidylinositol-mediated signaling. The transcript is spliced from 9 exons. Bases 100 to 1884 code for a protein of 594 amino acids.